Molecule: messenger RNA, 769 nt
Organism: Acomys russatus (golden spiny mouse)
Lineage: Eukaryota; Metazoa; Chordata; Mammalia; Rodentia; Muridae
Product: homeobox protein SIX6
Exons: 2
Coding region: 29-769 (246 amino acids)
Biological process (GO): regulation of transcription by RNA polymerase II; eye development
Cellular component (GO): transcription regulator complex; nucleus
Molecular function (GO): RNA polymerase II cis-regulatory region sequence-specific DNA binding; DNA-binding transcription factor activity, RNA polymerase II-specific
Source: RefSeq, a predicted model, not a curated record
CUGCUGCCGGGGCGCCCGCGCAGCCUCGAUGUUCCAGCUGCCAAUUUUGAAUUUCAGCCCCCAGCAAGUAGCCGGGGUGUGCGAGACGCUGGAGGAAAGCGGCGAUGUGGAACGCCUCGGUCGCUUCCUGUGGUCGCUGCCCGUGGCCCCGGCGGCCUGUGAGGCCCUCAACAAAAAUGAGUCGGUGCUGCGAGCGAGAGCCAUCGUGGCCUUCCACGGUGGCAACUACCGCGAGCUCUACCAUAUCCUGGAAAAUCAUAAGUUUACUAAGGAAUCGCAUGCAAAGCUGCAGGCACUGUGGCUUGAAGCGCAUUACCAGGAGGCAGAGAAGCUUCGCGGACGGCCUCUGGGGCCAGUAGACAAGUAUCGAGUAAGGAAGAAGUUCCCACUACCCCGGACCAUUUGGGAUGGCGAACAGAAGACACACUGCUUCAAGGAGCGCACGCGGCACCUGCUUCGAGAAUGGUACCUUCAGGACCCAUAUCCCAACCCCAGCAAAAAGCGAGAGCUCGCCCAGGCAACCGGACUGACCCCCACACAGGUGGGCAACUGGUUCAAAAACCGCCGACAAAGAGACCGGGCAGCUGCAGCUAAAAACAGACUCCAGCAGCAGGUUCUGUCGCAGGGCCCUGGGCGGGUGAUACGCUCGGAGGUUGAAGGCACGCCAGAGGUCUUGGGCGUCGCCUCCAGCCCGGCUGCCAGCCUGUCGAGCAAAGCGGCCACUUCGGCCAUCUCCAUCACUUCCAGCGACAGCGAGUGCGACAUCUGA